Haliotis rubra (blacklip abalone) is the source of this 1861-nucleotide messenger RNA. RefSeq lists its product as uncharacterized. Lineage: Eukaryota; Metazoa; Mollusca; Gastropoda; Lepetellida; Haliotidae. Bases 1207 to 1665 code for a protein of 152 amino acids. The record is from RefSeq and is a predicted model, not a curated record. The transcript has 3 exons.
UAUAGGCACAGAGGGGGAAUAUAGGCCUAGAAGGGGAAUAUAGGCACAGAGGGGGAAUAUAGGCACAGAGGGGAAUAUAGGCAUAGAAGGGGAAUAUAGGCCUAGAAGGGGAAUAUAGGCACAGAGGGGGAAUAUAGGCCUAGGGUGGAAUAUAGGCACAGAGGGGGAAUAUAGGCCUAGAAAGGGAAUAUAGACACAGAAGGGGAAUAUAGGCCUAGAAGGGGAAUAUAGGCCUAGAAGGGGAAUAUAGGCACAGAAGGGGAAUAUAGGCACAGAGGGGGAAUAUAAGCACAGAGGGGGAAUAUAGGCAUGGAGAGGGAAUAUAGGCAUAGAAUGGGAAUGUAGGCAUAGAAGAUGAAUAUAGGCAUAGAGAGGGAAUAUAGGCAUAGACUGACUGAGUUUAGUUUUAUGCCGCUUUUAGCAAUAUUCCAGCAAUAUCACGGCGGGGGACACCAGAAAUGGGCUUCACACAUUGUGCCCAUGUGAGGAAUCGAACCUGGGUCUUCUGCGUGACGAGCCAACGCUUUAACCACUAGGCUACCCCACCGCCCAUAUAGGCAUAGAGAGUGAAUAUAGGCAUAGAAGGGGAAUGUAGGCAUAAAGGAUGAAUAUAGGCAUAGAGAGGGAAUAUAGGCAUAGAAAGGGAAUAUAGGCCUAGAGGGAAAUAUAGGCCUAGAAGGGAAAUAUAGGCACAGAGGGGAAUAUGGGCAUAGAAGGGAAAUAUAGGCACAGACGAUGAUUUAGGCAUAGAAGGGGAAUAUAGGUACCGAGGGGAAUAUGGGCAUAGAAGGAGAAUAUUGGCACAGUGGGGGUUCACAGGCAUAUAGGGGAGCUUAGCCAUAGAUGCAGAUGCUGGGCAAAGAGUCGGAUCUUAGGCAUAAAGGGGAUUUCAAGCAUAGAGGACGGUUAGGCAUAGUGGGGAUCCUAGGCAAAAAGAGGCUAAUUCUACUUAUAGAGGCGAAUCCUACUCAUAGAGGCAGAUCUUGGGCAUAGAGGCAGAUCCUGGGCAUAGAGGGGAGCUCAGGCUUACAACAGGAUCCUAUACAUACAGGGGACCCAUGGCAUAGGUGUGUGAAUGAGUACACCAGAAAUGGGCUCCACACAUUGUAUCCAUGUGGGGAAUCGAACCCAAGUCUUGGGCAUGACAAGUGAACACAUUAACAACUGGGCAACCCCACCCUUGAGUGGCACAGAGGGAUCCUUGGCAUGACGAAGCGUCUCAGUGGCCAGUCUCUGGAGCAUCCAUCGUCAAAAUGUUCAGAUGAACCAGCACAAGAACCAGUGAAACUCACAGGCCUCUGUACAAUGCAUGUAUAUCAUCCUGAGUCAGAGCUCAACGCGGACAUUGUACAAUAUAUCAUCCUGAGUCAGAGCUCAACACAGGACAUUGUACAAUAUAUCAACAGGUACUCACGCUGCAAGUUCUGUAUGGCCAUCUGUAUCCCUUUCCCUGGCAUGCCACGCCCAUCCAAUGGAAGACUGGACCCCAGGCGGCCUGGGGCUGGGGACUGGCCCCCUCGGGGACAUCCCAGGGCUGGGGCUGCCACUGCGGGGGCUGAAGUUGCCGGUGAGGGAAGAGUAAGAGCUAGCAGGGCUCAUGCCACGCCCCCUUUUCUCCGCCAUGUUGUUGUCAGUGAGAGUAGUGGAAAUAUGUACACAUGGUAGUCCUGCCUGGUGCUACUCUACACGGCUGAAACAGACAGGCUCACGUCACAACGAGCUACAACCACUCACAUGUCUCUCGGGGGGUUGGGAUAUAUACUACCCAUCAAAAGGUUAGACUCACUAGUGUAAAUGUAGCCACCAACUUCAGUCAACUGUUCCAAACUAGAUUUUGCAACAUAUUCCACACUGUUUAAAG